Messenger RNA from Cladocopium goreaui, 719 nucleotides. The record is from the annotation of a GenBank genome assembly. NCBI's taxonomy places the organism in Eukaryota, Dinophyceae, Suessiales, Symbiodiniaceae.
ACAACCUAUCAGUCGCAGCAAUGAAGCUUGCAUCUACGAAUGCACCAUCUAGUCCUCCUUCAAGACAAUGAGUGCACCAGCUGCCACCCAAGCCACCAAGAAACCGGAGCCAUGAAAGCUUGGAGCGCUGACCCAAAAGUCAUUUCAAAGGACCACGGCAAGCAGAUCAAAGGGAGAGGAGCUGCCGGAGCAACUGCAGCGGGCACAGAAGGCUUUGGACUGGUAGGAGGAGGAAGCGCAUCACGCUGCUUCGCAUCACCGGGCUGCGGGAAGGAGCAGCAGGAGCAGCAGGAGCAGCUGCCUUUGCCACAACUUCCUUCUGGAAGGCCUCCGGCGGUGGCUCCUGGAGCUGCUAUGCGUGAGAAGAGGCUUGCUCAAGCUGUUGGCAAGAAGCAUCAUCCACGGGCAAAGAUCAUGAAGCGGGUGCAAAAGGUGGACCCUUCCAUCACGAAGGGCACGCCUGCAACUUCAGUUCACCUGAUAUUCCAAGAUCAUUGGAACAAAUUGCAGGUCUCACUGGGCGCCACUGCUGCCACAAAAUCCAGCGCCAACGCGGUUUCUACCAAGAAACUUUUUGAUCUUCAGCUGACGGAAGAUUGAGCCACAACCACAGCUGAUGGGCAGGCCGCAGCAGGUUUCAGAAAGCAGCACAAAGUGAUCAAUACCACUACCAUCAAGCUCCGGUGUUGGUUACCGCAUCCAUUGUUUUUAAGUGAAAA